This is a messenger RNA of Corticium candelabrum, 724 nucleotides long. RefSeq lists its product as uncharacterized. The record is from RefSeq and is a predicted model, not a curated record. Gene Ontology annotation, cellular component: plasma membrane. NCBI's taxonomy places the organism in Eukaryota, Metazoa, Porifera, Homoscleromorpha, Homosclerophorida, Plakinidae. The transcript has 5 exons. Bases 47 to 724 code for a protein of 225 amino acids. Gene Ontology annotation, molecular function: ammonium channel activity. Gene Ontology annotation, biological process: ammonium transmembrane transport; ammonium homeostasis.
AGUCGUAUUUCUAUUUUAGUCGACAUGUCUACGAGAUACAAGCACGAUGCCAAUCGGGUGUAUGUGGAUAAACCGUUGGAAUCAUGCACAUCGACCAACUCGUUAUUCUCGAGCAAAAGAAUUAGGCAAGAAGAUAAGACUGUCAGUGAGCAUAUACGUCUAUCACAGCUGCAUCAGAAUGGCCAUUGAAAUUGCACAGGAUGCUAAUUUUACGACUCUUGCCAUUAUUGUUUUUCUUAUGCAAGCCGGGUUUGCAUUCUUGGAAGCUGGCUCAGUCCAAUCAAAGAACACAACCAACAUUCUUUUCAAGAACUUUAUCAGUAGUAUUUGCAGUUUUCUUGCAUGUUGGGCAUGUGGACAUAUGUUUGCUUUUGGAGGUGGCAAUGCAUUUAUUGGAAAUAAGCACUUCUUUCUUGCUGCAGUUGGACGUCAUAGUGAAGAGUUAGUUGAUUGGUUUAUUUACUAUGUUUAUACUAUCACGGCAGCCACAAUUAUUGAUAACAUACUGAGAGCUUUCAUCUUUUCUGUUGUCUUGCUGGCAACUACUAACGCUGGUCAGAACAUCGUAAACGGCACCUCCUGUCAUCCAUGUGGAUUUCGUGGCUGCUUCAACCAUGACCUCACCAAAUGUUGUUUACCGUGCUAUUGCCAGCAACCCACACCACGUCACUGGGGUGUCUGCGCUUAUCCUACGCCGGUUUCUCCUAUGGACGGCAAUCCGUGA